This is a messenger RNA of Polyodon spathula (Mississippi paddlefish), 2087 nucleotides long. RefSeq names its product keratin, type I cytoskeletal 19-like. The record is from RefSeq and is a predicted model, not a curated record. Gene Ontology annotation, molecular function: structural molecule activity. The transcript is spliced from 8 exons. Bases 16 to 1590 code for a protein of 524 amino acids. NCBI's taxonomy places the organism in Eukaryota, Metazoa, Chordata, Actinopteri, Acipenseriformes, Polyodontidae.
CUGAACAAUAAACAAAUGAAAAUAUUCCUUUGGAAUGUUCCAGUACCCAGUGUGCUCAAACCCACCAAUGGGAGCAGAGGGGUUGCCAAGCAACACCUAGGCAACACCCAGUCCGAUCGCUAUAUCAAGAGGAGGCGAGGAGGUGAGAGGAUAACCUUGAAGCCACUUGAAGCUCCAGGAACUGUUUUAUCGAGCUACCAGCUCCAUCACUUCUUCUGUAUCACCAUGUCUAUAAGUUACAGUACUAAGGUCAGCCAACACAGGGUCGGCUCUAUGGCCAGUGCACCCAGGGCGAUUAGCGUCUAUGGGGGUGCAGGUGGAAGAGGCAGCCGUAUCUCCUCUUCUUCUGUCUACAACCUGUCCUCUGCCAUGGGGUCCGGUGGCGGCUAUGGUUCUGGAGCUGGCUUCGGUUCUGGAGCUGGCUAUGGUUCUGGAGCUGGCUUCGGUUCUGGAGCUGGCUAUGGUUCUGGAGCUGGCUUCGGUUCUGGAGCUGGCUUCGGUUCUGGAGGCGGCUUCGGUUCCGGUGGUGGCUACAACUUGUCCUACUCUGUGGGUGGCCAAGACAACAUGACCAACAUCAAUGAGAAGGCCACCAUGCAGAACCUCAACGACCGUCUGGCUACCUACCUGGAGAAGGUGCGCUCCCUGGAGACGGCCAAUUCCAAGCUGGAGCAGCAGAUCCGGCAGUUUUAUGAGAACAGCUCUCCCGUUACCCAGCGGGACUACAGCUCAUACUGGAAGAUCAUUGAGGACCUGAAGGAUAAGAUCAGAGCGGCCAGCAUUGACAAUGCCAGGAUUUUGCUGCAGAUUGAUAAUGCUAAACUGGCCGCUGACGACUUCGGAACCAAGUAUGAGCACGAGCUGAUGAUGAGGCAGUCCGUGGAGAACGAUAUUGCCAACCUGCGCCGUCUCCUGGACCAGACCACUCUCACCAAGGCCGACCUGGAGAUGCAGAUUGAAGGCCUGAACGAUGAGCUGGCUUACCUCAAGAAGAACCACCAGGAGGAGCUGCUGGCCUUGAGUUCACAGGUGGGCGGGUUGGUCAAUGUGGAGGUGGACGCUGCCCCACAGCAGGACAUGUCCAGAGUCCUGGACGAGAUGAGAGCGCAGUACGAGGGCAUCGCCGAUAAGAACCGCCGGGAUGUGGAGGCUUGGUACAAAGACAAGUUCGAUUCCCUGAACCAACAGGUGACCUCCAGCUCUCAAGCCAUAGAGACCCACAGGUCUGAAAUCAACGACCUCAGACGCACAGUCCAGGGACUGGAAAUCGAGCUGCAGUCAGUGCUCAGUAUGAAACAAGCCCUGGAGAACACGCUGGCAGAGACAGAGGCUCGCUACAGCAACAUGCUGCAGGGUUACCAGAACAACAUUAACAUGUUGGAGGGUGAGCUGAACCAGGUCAGACUGGACACAGAGCGCCAGGCCACGGACUACAAACUACUGCUGGACAUCAAGACCCGGCUGGAGAAGGAGAUCGCCACCUAUCGCCAACUGCUGGACGUUGAAGACAGCAGAAUUCCAACAGGCGGGAAAGAUCAAUUUAUAACCACUACCACCACCACAAGCACAAACCUUCCCCGUGUAAAGUAACUUACAGAAAAGGACGCCACUGCACAUCAAAGAUGCAGAAGAGAAACAAUUCUACCUACUCCUGCAAUACACUCUGGUUUAAAUCCGAUUUCAGGCUGAAUCCCUUCAGUCUCCACUAUCACUGCAUUGUUUGUAUAUAAAUGAGACGGUACAUGCUCACACACACACACAGUAAAAGUAUAGGGUUCCAACAUCUCUGACUGGUUAAGCUCAAAGUCAGCUCAUUAAUAAUGUAUUUGAAUUAGAAUGCAGCAUGUAAGUAUGGGCAAAGAUAUUAUAUAUAUCUUUGGUGUAGGUUAGGCUUAACCCCUCCCCUUACGUGCAUAACACAUGAGUACCUUUCCCUUUAAGACCAUUAAAAAAUGAUUUUUGUCUGCAUGUGCUGUCUGUGUAAUACACACCUUUUAACGAUUUUAUUUCCCACUGCCGUCUUGUUCUGUUAAGGCGCUUUAAAAAGAAUGUUUCUGAUAAUAAAUUUCUGGCGUUGAAAAAAAAAA